CGCCCCAUGCUUCGCGUCGACCCCAAUGUCCUCGAUGAGAAACCACCGCCUGUGGAGCCAGAAUACCCCCACACGUCCGUCUUUCGCUCUUCACAAGCCGAGGUUCAUGUACGAAGUCCUUCGGUCAAGGUCCUUCGCGGCAAGGGAUACGAUUCCGCCCAAUCACUUCCGGUGUUCGGCGAUCACGAUAAGGUGACAGGAUCGGUCUUGUUAGACGUCAGCCUGUGUGCCACGCCCGGUCGUUUGACGAUAUCUCUUCAAGGAACUUUCGUAUACAUGUCCCCAAACGCUGGCCAAUCAGACUCGGAAAGCUACGUCGCGCUCUCCCGACCAGAGAGGCACCGGCACGUCUUCUUUUCCGCGUCGGAGACGCGACCAACGGGCGACCUGGACAGUCCUCGGUCCUCGACCUCACUGCGGGACGCGUUCGCCGCCAGCGUUCGUUACCGCCGGGAGCGCCGCCCAAGCCAGACCAGCAUCAAGGGCGCCCUGAGACCGUUUCCCUUUUCAUUUGCGAUUCCCCGGCCCGAGCAGUCAGGGCAGGAGCUUCCGCCGACGUUCUCGUCCGUCGCGGUGGGCGAGUGCGGGCCUCGCGGGCGGACAUGCGUCGAGCGCGCAGAAGUCUCGUACGCCGUGAUUGCCACUUGGGAAGCUGCGGACGGCGUUGAUCGUGCUUUCGUGGAGGCUCCCGUUCUGUACCAGCCCGACGCCGACUUUCAGUCGUUCGACGGGCUCGCGAUGCAGAAAGACUCCUGGCUCGAGAUCCCCCUCAAGUCCGACCGGCCGUUGCCCGUGGCGUGUGCGGUGACACUGCCACACCCCGUCACCUUCUCGCGCUCAGGGUCGAUUCCGUACUUCGUCGUGUUCACGACGAACCCUCGAUCAGCAACGCUCGCGCGCGAGAUUGCGACGGACGCGACCAUCUCCGUCUCGCUUCAGCGGGAAGUGCGCGUUGAUGCGGCGACGCCGUUAUACGCGACGCCUUCUCCGACUGGAACACCUUCGACGUCGAGCGACGAGUCCGAGUCACUUCCGCCGGUGUCGUCGCGGCGGUUGCUCAAGCGCGUCGUGACUGCGCGGAGUGCGCCCGCGUCGCUCGCCAGGGCGCGACAACCGCCGAAAGAGAAACCUCUCCCGCAGCUGCCAUCGCCUGGUGUGAACGAGACGCGCGCGCUGCACGUCGACAUGUGCAUUGGCUUUCCGAAGCGACCACGAUACCGCUGCGAGCCACACCAGAAACAUCCACCACUGGAGUCUCACGCGUCUCUGCCGGACGGCCUGUACAAGGGCAAGAUCCAGCUCGACAAACAUAUGCUUCCCGCCUUUGACUGGGCCGGACUACGAGUCAAGUACUACCUGGAUGUCUCUGUGAUAUUCGGGCAAGACCAGAUGCGCGCGCGCGUACCCCUGCGCAUCUCAUGACCUUCGACGUGACAUACUGGACCCCAGACCCGACGACCACCCUUUUACUCCCCCACCCCCACCCCCACCCCUCACCCCACUUCCCUUGUUUCCCGUUGUUAAUGACACUUUCGUCUUUCAUGUACAGACUUCACCACCACCCCUGCAUAGUACCAUA
Messenger RNA from Trametes versicolor FP-101664 SS1, 1579 nucleotides. RefSeq lists its product as uncharacterized. The transcript is spliced from 6 exons. Lineage: Eukaryota; Fungi; Basidiomycota; Agaricomycetes; Polyporales; Polyporaceae. Bases 7 to 1422 code for a protein of 471 amino acids. The record is from RefSeq and is a predicted model, not a curated record.